UUCUUCCCUCUUCUCCUUCUCCUUCUCUCUCUUUCUCUCUCUCUCUCUCUGUGUUCUCUGCUUCUGUGUUCGCUCGCGAAACCUACUCCUCCUCUCGUUCAUGGCGUAGAGCGCCGAAGGCACAGAGAAGAAGCUCGAGGCGGAGCUUCUGCGUCUUCCAGAUUGGGGAGCCGAGAGCUUUUCCCCUCGAACCGCUCGGUCGGGAGUCUUGGAAAUCGACCAACAUGUCCCAGACCAACUGGGAAGCUGAUAAAAUGUUGGAUGUUUACAUCCAUGAUUAUUUAGUGAAGCGAGACUUGAAAGCCACUGCUCAGGCUUUUCUAGCUGAAGGGAAAGUGUCCUCUGAUCCUGUUGCAAUUGAUGCCCCCGGAGGCUUUCUUUUUGAGUGGUGGUCGGUUUUCUGGGAUAUUUUCAUAGCUCGGACCAAUGAAAAGCACUCAGAGGUUGCAGCAUCUUAUAUUGAGACGCAGUUGAUCAAAGCGAGGGAGCAGCAGCAGCAGCAGCAGCAGCAGCCGUCCCAGCAGCCACAGCAUCAGCAACAGCAGCAGCUACAAAUGCAGCAACUCUUUUUGCAGAGACAUGCGCAGCAGCAGCAGCAGCAGCAGCAUCAGCAGCAGCAGCAGCAACAGCAGCAGCAACAGCAGCAGCAGCAGCAGCAGCAGCAGCAACAGCAGCAGCAGCAGCAGCAGCAGCAACAGCAGCGAAGAGAUGGAGCGCAUCUUCUAAAUGGAAACUCCAACGGGCUUGCAGGAAAUGAUCCCCUAAUGCGACAGAGUCCUGGAGCUAAUGCCCUGGCCACAAAAAUGUAUGAGGAAAGAUUAAAAUUGCCACAUCAGAGGGAAGGUUUGGAUGAAACAGCUAUUAAGCAGCGUUUUGGUGAGAAUGUGGGCCAGCUUUUGGAUGCCAAUCAUGCAUCAAUUCUGAAAUCAGCUGCUGCCACUGGCCAGCCUUCGGGGCAAGUGUUGCAUGGUACUGCUGGUGGGAUGUCUCCACAAGUUCAAGCUCGUAACCAACAGCUGCCUGGAUCCACACCGGACAUAAAAAGCGAGAUCAAUUCUGUGUUGAACCCCAGAGGCCCUGGUCCAGAAGGAUCUUUGAUAGGAAUUCCUGGGUCAAAUCAGGGUGGUAAUAAUUUGACUUUGAAAGGCUGGCCCCUUACUGGACUAGAUCAGCUUCGCACACUUCAGCAGCAAAAGUCCUUUAUACAAGCCCCACAGCCGUUUCAUCAACUACAGAUGCUACCACAACACCAGCAGCAGCAGCUUAUGCUUGCUCAGCAAAAUUUGACCUCACCAUCUGCCAGUGAAGACAGCAGAAGACUCCGGAUGCUUUUGAACAGUCGGAAUAUAAUGGGCAAGGAUGGACUUCAAAAUUCCAUUGGAGAUGUGGUCCCGAACGUUGGAUCACCUUUACAAGCUGGUGUACCUCGAGGGGAGACAGAUAUGCUGAUGAAGUUAAGGUUGGCUCAUUAUCAACAGCAACAGCAGCAGCAGCAGCUCCAACAGAACAGUAAUCCUCAGCUGCAGCAGCAGCACCACACUAUUGCGAAUCAGCAAUCUCAGAGUUCGAACCACAAUCUUCAUCAACAAGAGAAAAUGGGUGGUGCUGGCAGCGCUAACGUGGAUGGUACCAUGUCGAAUUCCUUUCGAGGAAAUGAUCAGGUUUCAAAAAACCAAUCUGGGAGGAAACGAAAGCAGCCAGUGUCAUCUUCAGGUCCUGCCAAUAGCUCUGGAACUGCAAAUACUGCAGGUCCCUCCCCUAGCUCUGCACCUUCUACACCAUCAACUCACACUCCUGGUGAUGUGAUGUCUAUGCCUCCAUUGGCACAUAGUGGUAGUUCGUCCAAGCCAUUAAUGAUGUUUGGCGCUGAGGGCACUGGAAGUCUUCCAUCGCCAUCAAAUCAAUUGGCAGAUAUGGAUCGAUUUGUAGAGGACGGAUCUCUUGAUGAUAAUGUUGAGUCUUUUUUAUCUCAUGAUGAGACAGAUCCUCGAGAUACUGUUGGUCGCUGCAUGGAUGUCAGCAAAGAAUUCUCAUUUACUGAAGUGAGUACUAUUCGAGCAAGCACCAGCAAGGUUGUCUGUUGCCACUUCUCAUCAGAUGGAAAACUGCUUGCUACUGGUGGACAUGAUAAGAAAGCUGUGCUGUGGUAUGUAGAUACUUUAAAGACAAAAACAACUCUGGAAGAACAUUCUUCUUUGAUCACAGAUGUUCGAUUUAGUCCAACCAUGCCACGCCUGGCAACAUCUUCUUUUGACAAAACUGUCAGAGUCUGGGAUGCUGACAAUUCUGGUUAUUCUCUUCGGACUUUUAUGGGGCAUUCUGCUACUGUUAUGUCUCUGGACUUCCACCCAAAUAAAGAUGAUCUUUUCUGCUCUUGCGAUGGGGAUGGUGAGAUAAGAUACUGGAGCAUUAAUAAUGGCAGCUGUUCGAGGGUAUUCAGGGGUGGCACAGCCCAGUUGAGAUUCCAACCACGUCUUGGAAAGUAUCUUGCUGCAGCUACAGACAAUUUCGUAUCUAUAUUUGAUGUAGAGACACAAGCAGGCAGGCAAACCUUGCAGGGGCAUACUAAGUCAAUCAAUUCUGUGUGUUGGGAUUCUACUGGCGAGUUACUUGCAUCUGUUAGUGAAGACUCUGUGAGAGUUUGGGCAGUUGGGUCAGGUAGUGAAUGGGACUGUGUACAUGAAUUGAGCUACAAUGGAAACAAGGUCCACUCCUGCGUGUUCCACCCAACUUAUCCUUCACUUUUGGUGAUUGGCUGCUACCAGACCCUGGAGCUUUGGAAUAUGGCCGAGAAUAAGACAAUGUCUUUGCCAGCUCAUGAUGGACUAAUUGCUGCAUUGGCAGUGUCAAAUGUGACAGGCAUGGUUGCUUCAGCUAGUCACGACAAGACAGUGAAGCUGUGGAAGUGAUACUUUGGUAUCUCCAGGUUGGUUUGGCGGCAGAACGCAGAAACAACAUAGGGACUAACAUGCGAACCUGGGCUUUCUCUCUCUCUCUCUCUCUCUCUCUCUCUCUCUCUCCCUCUCUCUGCCGGCACGCUCUUGUCUGCCUUUGGUUUGGUCGGAACUGUUUAUUUUUGGUGGCUUGUCUGAGAAGGCUCCGAACCAGAACAAUGAAAAUGGAAGGUCUGGGGUGGCAGGAUAUAGAAAAAUUUCAAUCCUGGAUAAUCUUGGUACCGGUCAGGCGAGAGAUUAUGACUCGCCCGCCCUUGCAUCGCCUUCAGUCAUAUCAUUUUAUGCUAAAGAUACUUUGCCGCAUUACGGAUCUCAUCUUAGUUCCGUUCUCCCUCCCGCCCGGUGAAGUGCAUAAUUCCGUUAACCUGCCGUGCCACCCGAGGGUUCUCCUGUCUUUGCUUAGUGUUCGUACCAAGCAGGUUUUAUGCAUGUGGUGGGGCUAAAUACAGAGUCCCAUCAUACAUAAUGAGCCGCGACUGGCGAUUGACCGUAGAAAUUCCUACAUCAUAAGAGAGUUCUGGUCCGAUAAUGUCAAGUUGAUCUGCUGCA
Molecule: messenger RNA, 3503 nt
Organism: Syzygium oleosum
Lineage: Eukaryota; Viridiplantae; Streptophyta; Magnoliopsida; Myrtales; Myrtaceae
Product: transcriptional corepressor LEUNIG
Exons: 19
Coding region: 225-2909 (894 amino acids)
Cellular component (GO): nucleus
Molecular function (GO): protein binding
Source: RefSeq, a predicted model, not a curated record